CCUGAUAUGAGUUCUCCAGCCAAGUGGACUGAGCAAAUUAAAAGACUCCAUAGCGAUCACGCCUUUGACCUUUUCUCUUUCAAAUUCAAUUCCUUCCCCUUAAUAAACUCUCCCCGAUUUCUCCUCUCUCCACCUCCUCCCUCCUCUAUGCUUCCAUAGCUCUCCUUCGAGCUCGUUCUGGUUCGCUUUUUCAUUCUUCUUCGUUCUUUUAUGACCUUCUUCCCCUUGAAAUCGGUUCCAGUUCUUUCGUAUAAUGGAGUUAUCGGGUAAAAUUAACGGUCAUAUUCCCUCAGGAGGAGGAAAAUUUGAAGUAAGAAACUGUAACGAUAAUCACGCAGGAGAUAGCGGCUUUGAUGGCGAGAUCGAGAUCAAAGAUAGAAACUUUAACGGCGAUCGACAAUUAAAUGGAGAAAAAGUUGGAGAUCAUGUUAUGAAUUCUUCAAGAACUUCGAUGGAUGAUAUGUCUGAAAUUGAGAUUGAGAAAAGAGAGAUUUUUGUGAAAGAAGACAGAAGCAAUUCGAAUGAAGCAGAUGGAACAGAGACUCGAGACGGAGGUCAUGAUUUUUCUGAUGCGAAUGAAGCCAUUAAUCUUAAUGGAGAUUCGCAACUUAUCCGACCUCUCUCGCAUCUUCCGCAGCCAGAACGUCCACCAGGGAUGUUGAAAUCCUCAAUAGAAGAGUUUAAUCAAAUUCAGAGAUCACAGUCCCUGUCCGGGAACUUCUCCAAAUACUUUCGGGAUAGGAGCAACAGUUUCUCGUCUGCAAUUUUAAAUCGCUUCUCGUCUACGAAAGAAACAGAGAAUCGAAAACCAAUCAACAACGAUUCCUCUGUGACUCAAAUCAAUCUUUCGGGACUCAAAGUGAUUGUCCAGAUGAAGAAGGAAGAGAACAAAGAAAUCAAAAUUAAAGGUAGAAUCAGUUUCUUCUCCAGAUCGAAUUGCAGAGAUUGCACAGCAGUUCGAUUGUUCUUCAGAGAGAAAGGAUUGAAAUUCAAUGAAAUCAACAUCGAUGUUUACCCUACUAGAGAGAAGGAACUGAUCGAGAGGACUGGAAGCUCUAAUGUGCCUCAGAUUUUCUUCAACGAGAAGCUAAUUGGGGGUUUGGUAGCUUUGAAUUCGUUGAGGAACAGUGGAGAGUUGGAGCGGAGAUUGAAGGAGGUGAUGGCGAAGAGAUGCCCUGACGAUGCACCGAGUCCCCCAGUAUAUGGGUUUGAUGAUCCAGACGAGGAACGGACGGACGAGAUGAUUUCAACCGUUAGGGUUUUGAGGCAAAAGUUGCCAAUUCAGGACCGUUUGAUGAAGAUGAAGCUCGUGAAGAACUGUUUCUCUGGGAGCGAGAUGGUCGGAGUGAUUGUGCAGCACCUUGAUUGUGGGAGAAAGAAGGCCGUUGAAAUAGGGAAGGAGCUGGCAAGAAGGCACUUCAUCCAUAACGUAUUCGGGGGAAAUGAUUUUGAGGAUGGCAACCAUUUCUACCGUUUCCUAGAGCACGAACCUUUCAUUCCAAAAUGCUUCAAUUUCAGAGGAUCUACAAAUGACAGUGAACCGAAGCCUGCAGCAGUUGUGAGUCAAAAGCUAACUAAGAUCAUGACUGCCAUUCUUGAGUCAUAUGCCUCUGAAGAUAGGAGCCAUGUUAAUUACAUGGGCAUCAGCAACAGUGAAGAAUUCCGGAGAUACGUAAAUCUGACUCAAGAUCUUCAACGUAUCAACCUCUUAGUGCUCUCAGAAGAAGAGAAGCUCGCCUUCUUCAUGAACCUACACAAUGCUAUGGCAAUCCAUGCUGUGAUUAGGGUAGGGUGUCCUGGAGGAAUUGUUGAUAGGAAAAACUUCUUCUCCGACUUCCAGUAUAUAAUAGGAGGCUACCCUUACUCUCUCACAACCAUUAAGAAUGGUAUUCUAAGAAAUAAUCGGAGAGCACCAUACAACUUGAUCAAACCUUUUGGAGCUGGAGAUAAGCGUUUAGAGGUCGCUAUUUCUAAGGUUAAUCCAUUGAUUCACUUUGGGCUUUGCAAUGGAACAAAGUCAAGCCCCACAGUUCGGUUUUUCACAGCUCAAGGGAUUGAAGUGGAAUUAAGAAGUGCUACAAGGGACUUUUUCCAUGGGAAUGGGAUUGAGGUGGACUUGGAAAAGAGGACAGUACAUUUCUCCAGGAUUAUUAACUGGUUUAGUGCUGAUUUCGGGUCAGAGAAAGAUAUACUCAAGUGGAUCAUCAAUUACAUGGAUUCAAACAAAGCCGGUCUUCUAAUGCAUCUUUUAAGCGAUGAAGGCUCUAUUAAUAUUAUGUACCAAAACUAUGACUGGUCACUAAACAAUUGAUCAUCGUUUGAUUCUACGAUGGAUAUGUGGUAUAUAAAUUACUAUACCAUAAAUGAAAAUUUUUAUAAAUGAGCA
This is a messenger RNA of Macadamia integrifolia, 2386 nucleotides long. RefSeq lists its product as uncharacterized. Lineage: Eukaryota; Viridiplantae; Streptophyta; Magnoliopsida; Proteales; Proteaceae. The coding region runs from base 254 to 2311 and encodes 685 amino acids. Gene Ontology annotation, biological process: intracellular signal transduction. The record is from RefSeq and is a predicted model, not a curated record. The transcript is spliced from 6 exons.